Eutrema salsugineum is the source of this 1481-nucleotide messenger RNA. RefSeq names its product F-box protein At3g62230. Lineage: Eukaryota; Viridiplantae; Streptophyta; Magnoliopsida; Brassicales; Brassicaceae. The record is from RefSeq and is a predicted model, not a curated record. The transcript has a single exon. Gene Ontology annotation, molecular function: protein binding. The coding region runs from base 1 to 1413 and encodes 470 amino acids.
AUGGAUUCAAGAAGAAACCGAGUCAGAUUAUCCAGUUUACCGGAUACUGUUUUGGUUCGGAUCAUCUCUAACUUGCCCUUCAAGUUAGCUGUGAAGACGAGUGUUCUAGCGAAACGAUGGAAGAAUCUACACCGUGAAACAACUAACGUCGCUUUUGUAGAAUCAGACUUCGUGAAGAAACGUUCUGUCUCCUACGACGAAGAAACCAGAAACAAAGCUAGGGUUUCGUUCGUACGCUUCAUGGUUAAUUGGGUCUCAAAAUUCUCCGGUGAAGGCGUCCAGAAUUUCAAAAUCAUUCUCUCCAAAACGGUGGGCUUCGAAGCAGAGAUCACGUCGCUGAUACAAUUCGCCGUCUCAAAACAAGUCAAGAACCUAGUUCUUGAUUUCUCCGACCCUUAUUUGUCCCCAAGAAAACAAGCAGAAGCAGCAUCAGGAGCGAGCGUGUUUCACUUUCCGGAAUGCGUUUACAAUCUCGAGUCGUUGAAGCUAGUCGCUUGUGGGUUUGAUCCUUCAAGGCUUGCGCAUCCUGGGUCGUUGAAAAGUCUCUGUUUUGAUUGGAUCCAACUCGGAAAUAUCACGGCUUUGUUAUCAAGGUCUCCUCUUCUCGAGUCUCUAACCAUUAAAAACUGCUGGAACGUUGGUCUCGAAGCGAUAACCGAAUACAAUAGCCGGUUAAGGGAGUUGGUAUUCCAGAAUUCCGGUUUCGCCACAAAGAACUCUACUCUAGACCUCCCCAAUAUCAAGUUCUUCAAGUACACUGGAGAAGUUCAUUACUUUCAGUUCUUGAAAGUAAGCAAGAUAAUGGAGGAAGCAAUCUUGGAUUUUGGUGCAGAGACAGAACACGAUGAAGCGGCCGGAACAGCUCUCUGCGGUCUACUUUACGGUCUCUCAUCGGUUAAGAAGUUAACGGUUUGUCCUUUCUUGAUCAAGAUGAUCAAAGACAGUGAAGAUCCGGUUCAGUUACGAGCACCGAUGGAAACAAGACAUUUGGUGAUCAAAACCAAUCUUGUACCGGAUGAGUUCAUCGGGAUUACACUCAUGAUCAAUAGUUGUCCUGUUUUGGAAACUCUGACUUUCCAAAUGCUUUCUCCCAUACCUGAACCAACGACCAAUCCUGGAUUCGAUCCGGAAACGUAUUGGACGUAUGUACUUAGCCAUGAGUGCUUGAAGAAGACCUUAAAGGUUGUUGAAGUGAGGAACUUCACUGGAGGCACGUACCAGUUGCAUAUUCUGAGGGUUUUGAUUCGGUGGGGUCUUGUAUUGGAGAAGGUGGACUUGUAUUUGCCGUGGAGAUUGCCGGAGGUUUACAAGAACAUGGCUCGUAGUAUAGUGAGGAAUCUUAGGGAUACAUCUGAGGCAUCUUCGGAUCUUUUAUGGAUUCGUGUACUCGACCCAGCAAGACCUAGUUAUUGAGUGUGUUUUAAUUUCCAGUUAUCUUUUCGAAUUAGAAAGAUUGAAGAAAAUGUGGUUACGGUGUUUUG